GGUUGGUGAAUGCAUCGAGUCUCUCUCUCUCCCCAAUCCACUCGCUUUGCCAAAUUCCUGAGGCUUUACAGACUGCAAAAAGGGGCUCUUUGUACAUGUGCAAUCUGAGAUCCCACAGGGGACACGGAGAGGAUGGUGGAGGCAGCGUAAUAGUAAAACCAGGGGCAAUGCCUGUCAGUUCACCAGCUGGCUGUCACCUCCCAGGCAAAUGUUGGUCUGCAGAGGAUGUGAUCCCAAUUACAGCGAGCUGUAUCACUGGUCAGUGGACAACUACGCAGAGUUCUGGGCAGAGUUCUGGAAGUUCAGUGGAUUCGUUUACUCUCGCAAUUAUAACGAGGUGAUCGACAGGAUGAAGACGGUGGCGGAUUUGCCCGAGUGGUUCAGCGGGAGCCGGUUAAACUACGCCGAGAACCUCCUUCGCCACAAGGAGGAGGACAAGGUAGCUCUGUACGCGGCAGGGGAAGGGACCGAGGAGGUGGUGAAAGUCACCUUUAAGGAGCUGAAGAGACGAGUGGCUUUGUACGCAGUCGCUCUGCGGAGGGCAGGAGUGAACGUCGGGGACCGAGUUUUGGGUUAUCUGCCGAACAGCGUCCAUGCAGUCGAAGCCAUGUUGGCCACCGCCAGCAUUGGUGCCAUCUGGAGCGCAACCUCCCCCGACUUCGGCGUGAACGGGGUCCUGGACAGGGUCUCCCAGAUCCAGCCCAAAGUUAUGUUCUCCGUCGACGCUGUGGUUUACAACGGCAAAGAGCACAACCACAUGGAGAAGCUGCUCAGCGUGGUCAAAGGGCUGCCGGACCUGAAGAAGGUGGUGUUGAUUCCGUACGUGCGGCCGAGGGCGUCUGUGGACCUGUCCAGGAUCCCGCACGGCAUUUUCCUGGAUGACUUCCUGUUGAUGGGGAAAGGCUGCCCGGCCCCACAGCUGGAGUUUGAGCAGCUGCCGUUCAACCACCCGCUCUUCAUCAUGUACUCGUCAGGGACCACCGGAGCCCCCAAGUGUAUGGUGCACUCGGCUGGGGGCACCCUCAUCCAGCACAUGAAGGAGCACAUUCUCCACGGCAACAUGAAGAGCAGCGAUGUCAUCCUGUACUACACCACCACGGGCUGGAUGAUGUGGAACUGGCUGAUCUCCGCGCUCUGUACAGGAGCCUCGGUGGUGCUGUACGACGGCUCCCCCCUUGUGCCAUCCGCUAACGUGCUCUGGGACCUGAUAGACCGGCUGGGGAUUACAAUCCUCGGCACUGGUGCCAAGUGGCUGUCAGUUCUGGAAGAGAAAAAGCUGAAGCCAGCUGAGACUCACAGCCUCCAGACGCUUCACACCAUCCUCUCCACCGGUUCCCCCCUGAAACCACAGAGCUACGACUACGUUUACCAACACAUCAAGAGCAGCGUCCUGCUGGGCUCCAUCUCAGGCGGCACAGACAUCAUCUCCUGCUUCAUGGGCCACAACUUCACGGUGCCGGUGCACAGAGGAGAAAUCCAGGCCCGAAACCUCGGCAUGGCUGUGGAGGCCUGGAGUGACGAAGGGAAGCCGCUGUGGGGAGAGAGCGGGGAGCUGGUGUGUACCAAGCCCAUGCCUUGCCAGCCCACACACUUCUGGAACGAUGAGAGCGGCAGCAAGUAUCACAAGGCAUACUUCUCCCGCUUCCCAGGUGUUUGGGCUCACGGCGACUACUGUAAAAUCAACCCCAAGACGGGGGGCAUCAUGAUGCUGGGCAGGAGCGAUGGAACGCUGAAUCCAAACGGAGUGCGGUUCGGCAGCUCUGAAAUCUACCACAUCGUGGAGGCGUUCGAGGAGGUGGCGGACAGCCUGUGUGUGCCGCAGUACAACCAGCACGGGGAGGAGAGGGUCAUUCUCUUCCUGAAGAUGGCCAGCGAGCAGCCCUUCAGCCCCGAGCUGGUGGGCAGGAUACAGAGGGCCAUCCGUGCCGGCCUCUCCGCCAGGCACAUGCCCGCCCUGGUGCUGGAGACCAAAGACAUCCCGUACACCAUCAGCGGGAAGAAGGUGGAGGUGGCCGUGAAGCAGAUCAUCGCGGGGGUAGAGUUGUUGCCGCGGAAUUCCUUCUCCAACCCACAAUCCCUGGACCUGUACCGCAACAUUCCUGAGCUCCAGAACUUCUGACCGUCCUUCCAUAAGGAAAGCCAGCCCGGAGAGCGCUGUCUGGGUUUAACAGGCCAGCGUUCCCGCACCGGGCAGCAUUUAUUCCCUCGCUAACCACCCGCUCAACUCAUCCGGCCGAUCACAACCUUGUCCUCAGAAAGCCAGCCUAGCAGUAGUGAGGUCUCCCUACAGGAACUCGUCCUGGCAAUCGUUCCCCUUUGUAGAGAGAGAGAGAGAGAGAGAGAGAGA
This is a messenger RNA of Callorhinchus milii (elephant shark), 2347 nucleotides long. RefSeq names its product acetoacetyl-CoA synthetase (gene aacs). Lineage: Eukaryota; Metazoa; Chordata; Chondrichthyes; Chimaeriformes; Callorhinchidae. Gene Ontology annotation, cellular component: cytosol. The record is from RefSeq and is a predicted model, not a curated record. The transcript is spliced from 18 exons. The coding region runs from base 209 to 2119 and encodes 636 amino acids. Gene Ontology annotation, molecular function: acetoacetate-CoA ligase activity. Gene Ontology annotation, biological process: lipid metabolic process; positive regulation of insulin secretion.